Messenger RNA from Ilyonectria robusta, 3531 nucleotides. Its product is annotated as ankyrin repeat-containing domain protein. The record is from RefSeq and is a predicted model, not a curated record. Bases 1 to 3531 code for a protein of 1176 amino acids. NCBI's taxonomy places the organism in Eukaryota, Fungi, Ascomycota, Sordariomycetes, Hypocreales, Nectriaceae. The transcript has 3 exons. Gene Ontology annotation, molecular function: protein binding.
AUGCCUCGACCACCCAAAAAGCCUGAGGAGCUGUGGGAUGCUCAUCGAGAGCAAAUUCGCGCCUAUUACAUCGUCGAGAACAAGACCCUGGCACAGACGAUGGAAUUCAUGAAGACAGAACACAACUUUGACGCUUCGAAAAAGGAAUAUGUCAACCGAUUGCAGUUGUGGCAGUUGACGAAGAACCUGAAGAAAACAGACUGGCAACUCGUCCAUCAAAGGGAUUCAGCCCGAAAGCAAACCAGGGUUCUUGUCAAUGAAGAGGAUAUAGCCCCUAAGAGACUGAAGAGGGCACGCACGAGGUACAAAUCCGAGUUUGACGAAUCUUUUCAAUCCGUGCUCUCCACGACACACAUGCUCAUUCCUGAGUUGAAUUGGAUCAACCCACCUGGCUCGUCUAUGAUGAGAUGCUCGCCUGGUGAGGUCUCCAUGCAGAGAGCAAGAACCCUCAUCGCAAAGUUUUUGGGCCUACGGGAGGGUAACAGCGACAUUGACUCGACCCGCACCGUCUUGCAGACCCUCGAACGAAUUUUGCCUUGGAAACCUAGCACGGGUUCUUGCCUCAUUUCAAAUGAGCCAUUCCUCCUCUUGAUUCAGUCUUGCAUUUACCUCUCAUCCAAUGGCCGUCUCACACAAAAGGACAUGGACGGCUUCCUUGGCUGCAUACUGGCGAGCGUGAGCAAACCACUCUUGAACCAAUUUAUCGACCGACUGCAAAAUUUGGGGAAUUCAACAGUGGAGAUCUUCCUGUCCCGCCUUCUUUUAAGUGCUGUCAGCCUUGAAAAGGAAGACGUGGUUUCAGUCCUACUUCAACAAGGUGUCGAUCCCAACCACGGCGGCUACGAUGACCAUGAAUGUGAUGAAAGUGAUCUUGAACGCUUUGGACUUGACGUCAAAAGACUUGAUCCACUUCGGAUGGCUGUAUUGAGAGGCAACUCUCAUAUUACCAGGCGUCUUCUCAGCUGCAAGGCCAACCCAAAUGCGUUUUCUCCUGGGGUGCCGGUUAGUCCCCUUGAACUCGCCAUCUCUGUGAGCCAUGGGAAUUUUCUCAUCACUCAAAUUUUGCUGGAGUCAGGUGCAAACAUCAAUACCUACUCCAGGUAUGAGAUCAGAACUAUUUCUCGUGCUGAGGAAUUCCCACGAUUGAUGUUGGAGCUCACGCAUCGAACUUUAUUAAUGAAGGCCGUAGCCGCGCAAAACAUCGGCAUCACCAAAUUACUUUUGUCAAACGGCGCACCCGUGAACGAGGUGUCGUAUAUUUCGGGUACGGCGCUCCAAAUUGCGAUCACAAAAAACGACAUGGACAUGGUUGAGCUUCUCCUCGACGCCGGCGCCGAAGUUAACCUGGUGGAUUCGUUAGAGAAUUCAGCGAGGCAAUAUGUCACCUACUGUCUUGUGUAUCUUGAUAAGCGCCAAAGAUUGCUUCAACUCAGAGGCAUUCAAGAUGACCAAGAAUAUCUCAGAUUUAUUGAAGAGCCAAAAUGGGAGGCCUUUUUGUCGCCAAUCCAAAUAGCUGCGAGCCAACAUAAUCUGUCUAUAGUUCGGCGUUUGCUUGAAGCUGGAGCAGAUGUCAAUUACCAACCGAACUGGGGCAAAAUUUGGGAUCAGAUUUCAGCACCGCCUCAUCUGGCAGAAAGCUUCGGCUUUUAUCAAUACAUCAAAAACGUCACUCGAGAAAGAUUUCAAACAGCACUGCAUGAGGCGGCCGGCCAGGGAAACCUUGACAUGACAAGCCUGCUACUAGAACAUGCUACUGCGCCUGACCGCACCAAUGCUUUGGGGGCCACCAUUCUACAAUUGAUUUGUGGCCUGCAAGAGUACGUGGAGGGCAUCGAGGAUGACAUCGAGGAUGAGGGAAACGAGGAAGAACCUGAGAUACCCCUUUUGGAAACUCGACGGCAAUUGGUUCAAGUUCUUCUUCAUUCAGGUUCUGAUGUGAACUUCCCUCCUGGGCCUUUGAAUGGAAGAACUGCGCUUCAAGCCGCGGCAGAAACAGGAGACCCGGAUUUGGUUAAAUUCCUCCUUGAUCAUGGAGCUGACAUUAAUGGUCCUCCUGCCCUUCAGGGUGGGUUGACUUCACUGGAAGCCGCGGCCAUGUCGGGAAAACCGGAUGUGAUAAGGCUUCUUGUUGACAAUGACUCGGUUCCAACUGCACAUCUGUAUUGGAUUGCGAUUCAUGUCGCUGCGCAAAGAGGUGACGUACCCACCAUCAAACAAGAAUUGGAGCGCGGUGUACAUAUCAAUGCUCUAUGCUCAGCAGAACACAUGCCAGGAAUCAGGGGAACACUUCUUCAAGCGGCCAUCGAAGGGGGCAGUGUUUCCGCAGUUCAGAUGCUGCUGGACGCUGGUGCAGAUGUUGAGUUGGUCAGUGAAGGCGAGACUGCCAUUUGCACCGCUAUCAGGGAGAACAAUUGGGACAUUUUCCACUUGUUGUUGUUGCAUGGAGCCAACCCAAGCCCUCCGGGUGUUCGAAUUACGCCCCUUGCCAUUGCGACUGUUAGGGGUAACGUGGAUAUGAUUCGGAGCCUCCUAACAGCUGGUGCUGAGGUUGAUCGACUUUCGCGCGAACCCGACACUUCCCAGGUCGAGGCUGAUGUCAUUGCCACCCCUCUUUUCUGGGCAUUCUUCGUCUGCAAACCAUGCAAGAUUCUGAAAGAUACCAGCUCACUAUUACUUUCUUUCGGGGCAGAUCCAAACCUGGUAUCCGAGGGAAAAUCCGCAAAGAUCAGUCCUUGGAGUGUUAUCUGUAAAUUUUCGGUUGCUUGGUUAGCCGAAAUGCUGCUUGAAUACGGUGCCAAUCCCAAUAAACCGGAUUGUUCGGGUCUUUACCCGAUUCAAGCGGCAGCAAAGUACGGCAGCGCUGAGAUUGCGCAGCUGUUGAUCGAUGCCCACGCCGAUGUCAAUGCUCCUGCCGGCGGUCAAUAUUUCUACACUGCGCUUGAGUGGGCUGUUUGCAUGAAAUUCCAUGAGUGGCCCUAUGGAAAGGAAGAGGGACUAGUGAGGAUUCUUCUCAAUGCGGGUGCACGCAUUGAGGACAAAGGCGUAAUGUUGUUUGCAGCGAUUCGUGCGGGUUGUUUUAAUUUCGCACAUGAAUUGUUGGAGGAUGGUAUUGAUGCCAAUGCUUCAUCGCCGGCGCUGGUGGAGGCAGCUUUUGCAGGUCACAUGGAACUCGUCCUACUGCUUCUCAAUUGCGGCGCUGACAUCAACACUCAACUGGACAAGCACGGGGUCGUUACGAAUUCCUUGAAAUGUUCAAUUGAGAACGAUGACUUUAACAUGGUUAAGCUGCUUCUCGACAAAGGGGCCGACAUCAAUGCUCAAACAUCAAGCGAUGAGUUUCCCACUGCGCUCGAGUUGGCUGCUUCGUAUGGGGACCUUGAUAUUGUUUAUCUGCUCCUGGAUAACGACAAGGAGGUGGACUUACUCGAGUCAAGGUGUAGGAAAGCGGCAAGGUAUGCGGAUCGGUACGGGUAUUACAUUCUGGCGCGGAUUCUUCGAGAGUACAAACCGCAACGGGGUCAGAAUAGUUGA